GUUUGUAAUUGGGGAACAUGUAUCCAGGUUAAGCCGAAGGAUUGGAGUACGAUCACGCGUGAAUGACAUCAGAUCCUUCUUCUUCGGCAGCACAGCCACCGUCCACCGCCAGGAGGUGUUUGGGGUAAAUCUUUUGCCAAUGUGGUGGCAAAUAGAUCAUCAACAACCCUUUCUGUCAUACAUUACUCUCGACACAAAGGCCAAGUUUGACUAAUAUACCCAAGGCCAUUGAAAUAAUAGGGUUUAAGGGUUUUCAUAUAGGUGUUUUGAAGAGGAAGCAUGUUUUAUCAGAUUCGAUUUGGAGGAGGAUUACUUCGGAUGUUGGAACAGACAAAGUUGGUCAAUUUAGGGUUGUGUGAUGAGAGUUGCAAAAUGGACUCCAAAAUUUCACCCUAAUGUGGAGUUGCCUGUAGUUCCUGGUUGGUUGACUUUCUCAAAGGUCUACCCUUGAGGCCUUGAAUUUAGAAUGUUUUUAUUUAGACUGUAAUUUGAUGGUCUAGUCUGCUCUGAUUCCCUCUGAACUGGUCUAGUUUCUUUGUAUUUUUAUAACUAUCCAAGUCUGAUCUAGUCAAAACUGGUCUGAGAGGAAUUACAGUCCAAGUAAAAACAUCCUUACAUGACAAAAGGGCACUAUUUGAUAUUGCAUGAUUAAUUGGACGACCACUAAAGAUUGAUUCCGCAACUGCUACCCUAUCUAGGCCGUCAGUAGCUCGUGUGUGUUGAAUUGGAUCUCACCAAAGAGAUGCCACGUGAUCUAUGAGCAAAAGCCAGAGUACUGUAAUCAUUGUUUGCAUUUGGGUCAUUCUGUUGCCAAGUGUCCUAAACGUAACCCUGACUUGACUAUGGCAAUUACUUUGCCCAAGGAUAGAUGGGUUCUUAAGCCUAAGGAUGCACAUGACAAAAAUGAAAAAUUUACAGCAGAGUAGAAAGGUAAAGGUAUUAAUACAGAAGUGGUUUCACUUAACAAUAUACAAUCUACUUCUAAUGCCAUUAUUACAAAUGAUGAUUCUUCUGAUGGUUAGGAGAUUUUCUUGGAUACGGCGGAGCCACCAGUGACAUAUGAUCCUGCAAAAGAUAUAAGGUUGCAUGAUCUAUUACUCUGAGAUACCAGGGUUACAUAUUUCUGCAAUUGACAAAGAUAGGUUGAUCAAAGAUGAUACUCAACUUCAGUCUCUUCACAAGCAGUUGGAUUUGGAUCCUGAGUUUGAAUAAAAAAUGUGCUUCUCGGAUGGAGAAGCCAAAAGAAGGCUUACACCACUGCAAAAUUGGAAAAAGGGAUGGUCAGAAAUCAAUUCAAAGGUGGAAAUUAUGGCAAAAAAAAUUGCUAUUACAGAAGCAAGGCAGCAACCUGAUUCAGUAGAGGAGGCAAAAGAAAACACUGAAUAUAAUGAGGGGGAUGCAGAGGGCUUCAUCAAGGUUAAUGGGAAAAGAAACAAGCAAAAAACUCAACUUAAAACUAUUCCUAGAUUAACUAGAAAUGCUGCAAAAAAGAAGUCUGUGAUUGAUGAUUCAGCUUAUGGGGAUUCUCACAUCACCAGACAGCGCUGUCCACAACUUUAUCUCCUGUGUAUGAAGAAUUGACUUAUAUGGAAUGCAAGAGGUCUGGAAGCUUCAUGCCCCAGACUUCGUUCCUUAAUAAGACGGUGGAAAGUGAGCUUAUUGUGUAUUAUUGAACCUAUUGUUGAUUGUUUUAGAGCUAAUUAUUUUAUGAUGGAGUUGGGUUUUCAAAAGGUGCUUUUCUCUCCCAUUAAUAAGAUCUGGAUUUUUUGGGAUCCAGAGGUCUUUUCUUUAUCUAGGGUUAUCUGGUACAAAUAAUGCACAAUCAGUUAGUCCAUUUUCAUGUAAAAGGAGAUGAAUUUUCAGGUUUGAUAACUGCUAUAUAUGGGAAACAUAAUCCUGAUCUGAGAAAACAGAUGUGGAACUUCUUGUCAGACAUUGCUAAUACUAUGCAGGAACCUUGGUUAGUAGGGGGAUUUCAAUGCAAUUGCAAAACAUAGUGAGCACAAAGGAGUAGAUAUUCCACACCCGCCUAGCAUUAUGGAUUUUUUCAGAUUGUAUAUCAGCUUGUGAUCUAAUUGAUCUACCUUUUCAAGGGCCACAGUUUACCUGGACUGGCAUGAGGGCUAAUGGAAGGGUUUGGAGGAGGUUGGAUAGGUGUUUGGUCAAUUUCAAGUUUGUGGACCGGUUUGCUUCUAUUCAGAUUAAUGUGUUAGAAAAAACACCUUCUGAUCAUAGUCCAUUGUUAAUUCAAUGCACUAAGAAUCUUCCCAGUGGUCCUAAAUCUUUUAAGUUUCAGAACAUUUGGCUAUCUCAUCCCAAUUUUAUGGACACUGUUAAUAAAAGUUGGCAUGCUAAAUCUUUUGGAGGGGGAAUGCAUGGUUUAUUCUGUAAUCUUAAGAAUCUGAAGCAGGACCUACAGGAAUGGAACAAGAAUGUUUUUGGGAAUCUCUUUGAUGACAUUAAACUAUUUGAGAAGAAGGUUCAACAAGCAGAGAUGGAUUUUGAGGCAGAUCCUAGUGAAAUUAAUAGGGAACAAUGGUUUCACUUUAAAGCCUUGCUUAAAUCAAAAUACAAGUUGGAGAGAAUAUUCUGGAAACAAAAAUCUCAUAUUCAGUGGUUAAAAGAGGGGGAUUCUAAUUCACAUUUCUUUCCCUCCUUUGCUAGAGUAAGACAUAAGAAACAACAGAUCACAUCAAUAUAUAACCAAGAUGGACAUCUUGUUUCUUCCUUACCAGAGAUUGGUGAAGCUGCAGUUGAUUACUUCUCUUCUUUAUACUCUGUGGAACCUCAGAUUCACCCAGAGGACAUCCUGCAUUUCAUUCCUACAAUUGUUGACAAUGAGGAUAACCAGAGGCUUAUGCAGAUGCAUAUGGAGGAUGAAAUUAAAGAUGCAGUAUGGGACUUAAACCAAAAUGGUGCGUCAGGCCCUGAUGGUUUCAAUGGUAAAUUCUAUAAAAAAUGAUGGGGGAUUGUGGGCCCUGAUGUUGUUAGAGCUGUACAGGAAUAUUUUUUGGGUUUCCUAUCCCUAAAGGCAUAGCUAGUAGUCGGAUUGCCUUGAUUCCUAAAGUGGAUAAUCCUGAGACUUUUUCUGAUUUUAGACCUAUCUGUAUAUCAAACUUUAUUAAUAAAGUUUGUACUAAAGUUGUCACUGCCAGAUUAAUCAAAAUUCUGCCCAGGCUUAUAUCUGUAGAGCAGACAGGUUUUAUGAAGCACAGGGAUAUUGCUGAUCAAGUCCUUAUUGCUCAAAAAAUGGUGUAUGCAAUUGACAAAAAGGUUAGGGGGUCUAAUGUAAUCAUAAAGCUUGAUAUGGCCAAAGCUUUUGAUAUGUUAUUUUGGAUUUUUCUUAAGGAAGUACUGAAAAGAUUUGGUUUUGCUCAGAAUUUUAUUCAGAUAGUGAUUAAUAAUUUGGAGGCACCUUUCUUAUCUGUUCUUGUUAAUGGGGUUCCCCAAGAUUUUUUAAAACCUAAAAAGGGAGUCAAGCAGGGGGGGUCCCUUGUCUCCCUUUCUAUUUAUAUUAGCUUCAGAAGCUUUUUCAAGAGGGCUGAAAUGGAAGAUGGAAAAUGGUGUUAUUAAACCAUAUUGGUUGGGCAGGCUGGGCUAUUAUUUCUCACUUAGGAUAUGCAGAUGAUCUUUUAAUAUUUCUUAAUGGAGAAGCUAGAAACUGGUACAAGUUUAAAGAUUUUGUGAAUUCAUACCAAAAUGCUUCUGGACAGAUUGUCAAUCUGAAUAAGAGUACUUUCAUCUGUGGAAAACCUGGCAGACCAAGAAGUAGAAACAUUCAAAGAAUUCUGGGUAUGCAUGCCUCCAACCUUCCUCUCAGAUACCUGGGAAGAGUGCUUUCCUCAAGUUACAUAAAGGCAUCAACAGGUAUCUUUAUUGUGAUGAUAUAAUUGCAAAGUUUGAUUCUAAACCUACUCCAUGGAAAUGCAAGAACUUAAGCCAGGCUGGGAGGCUGAUCUUAAUAAAGCAUGUCUUACGUGCAAUCCCAUUGCACAUUUUGGCAGCUGAUAAUCUCCCUAAAAAAGUCAUUUCUAUUCUGGAAAGUAGGAUGUCUUCUUUCUUCUGGGGGUCCACAAACAAGGCCAAACAUUAUCAUUGGUUAAAAUGGUCUACACUCUGUCACCCUACUGAGGAGGGGGGUUUAGGACUCAGAUUACUGAAGCAUUUGGAAAAGGCAUACUCUAUUAAGUUAUGGUGGAAAUGGCAAAAAGGUGAGUCUCUUUGGACAGAUUUCAUUAAAGCAAGAUAUCCCAGAGGAAGGUGAUGCAAUCUGGAUGCUAGAAGAUAAUGGUAUCUUCUCACUAAAGUCUGCUUAUGCAGUGGUGAGAGAAGAACUUCCAAGCUCAUUCUCUUUCACACAUGCUAUUGCUUGGCACCCAAAACAGAUUUUGAAAAACAAAUUAAUGCAAUGGAAGAUUCUUCAAGGGAUCUUACCAUUCACAGACAAACUAACAAGGUUUACAAGAGUUCUAAAUCCCUCUAUGUGUCCAUUGUGUAGACGACAAGAAGAUUCAAUGGAUUAUGUUCUCUUCAUAUGUGAUAUUGUCAGACCAGUUUGGUCUUAUUUUAUGGGAAUCUUGGGAAUUCCUCACCAGAAUCCUAUGAGUUCAAUACGUCAGGUUUUUAUGAGGUGGUGGUUUAAAGCUGGUAGUAGAAAACUAACAGAUAUUUUCAAGCACAACUUGCCAGGUAUUAUUAGCUGGCAUGUGUUGAAAGCUUAUACUAAUCUCGUUUGGGGUAAUGGUAGAUAUAUACGUACUGCAGAGAAUAUCAUUUUUCAAGUUACGCUUUUUACUCAGGAGUCAGGACUAGGUUGCAAGCCUAUCAAGAAUGAAGUUGAGAACGGUGGGUGAAGUUUUAUAUGAGGAAAACCUAAUUCCAAGAAAUUUCAAGCUCACAGGGACGAUAAUUAAAGCAAUCAGAUGGUUAAGACCACAAAACAGACUGAAAUUGAACAGAUGCGACUUACAUACCUCAUAAAUCCGGCGGUGGAGCGAUUUUACGAAAUCAUACUGGCUAGAUGGUUGCAGCGACUUCAUUUCCGUUGUCAGCUUCGUCCAGCUUGGAGGCUGAGUUGCUUUCCAUUGUUGAAGCUACUCGAUGGGCGAUAAAGGCAGGUUGUACGGAUUUUUAGGUAGAAACUGUUAGAUCCCGAGAAUAUAAAUAGUACUCCGUACGUGAAUUAUUAUUUUUUUGAAAAUAGUGUUAUUCAUCUCAUUAUAAAGUUGAAUAAAUUUGAUUUUUAAAUU
Messenger RNA from Cuscuta europaea, 5249 nucleotides. The record is from the annotation of a GenBank genome assembly. NCBI's taxonomy places the organism in Eukaryota, Viridiplantae, Streptophyta, Magnoliopsida, Solanales, Convolvulaceae.